AUGAGCUACAUUAAAGUUUUUAGACAUCACAGUUCAAAUAUUUUAAGGAAAAAAAUGAGUACUUUUGUGCAAAAAUUGAAUCCACUUACGGGAAAAACUAUCUGGGAAAUGGAAGAUGAAAAUUAUGACUACCAUCAAGAAAUAGCUAGGUCCAUGUAUGCUGACAUGCUUCAUGAUACAGAUAGAAAUCAAAAGUAUUAUAAAGCUCUAAAAAGUAUCAUUGAUAAGAAACAUGCCCAGGGGCAAAAAGCUAAUGUUCUUGACAUAGGAACAGGUACUGGUCUUUUGUCAAUGAUGGCUGCUAAAUGUAAUGCUGACAGUAUUGUUGCCUGUGAAGCAUUUCCUCCUAUAGCAGCUAUAGCUAGGAGGGUUAUAGCAGAUAACAAUUUGUCUGAUAAAAUAAAAGUUGUUGCUAAAAGAUCAACUGAGUUAGAAGUUGGACCUGACAAAGAUAUGGAAUACAGGGCAAAUAUUCUUGUCACUGAGGUAUUUGAUACUGAGUUGAUUGGAGAAGGUGCUGUAGAGACAUUUAACCAUGCUAAGACAUACUUACUUGAGCCAAAUGCUACAGUUAUUCCAGAGAAAGGAAGGGUCUAUGCAGCCGUUGUUGAGAGUGACUUUUUAUCUUCAUGCAACAAAUUCAAUUCUUCAUAUCCUCUUCCUGAUGGUGGUGAAAUACUAAUGCCGGAAGAUAUCAUCAAUUGUCCAGGAACAAAUGGUGUGCAUGAUAUCCAACUGAGUCAGUUGCCUACCGAUGGUUUCAAAAUGUUAACUCAACCUUUAAACAUUGUUACGUUUGAUUUUGGUGGUGAAAUGUUAUUAGCAUAUGACGAUAACAACCUUAGUGAAGUUACUGCAGUUGCGGAUGGCGAGGCACAAGUUGUUUUAAUGUGGUGGGAAUUGGAUAUGGAUUCAGAAGAUACUGUUAUUACAUGUGCACCUUCUUGGUAUGAACCAUCAGCACCUUGGAGGGACCACUGGAUGCAGGCUGUUUACCAUUUACCAAAAAGGUUCCACGUUAAAGAAGGUCAAAAGUUUGCACUGCUGUCCUCUCAUGAUGAAUUUUCUUUUUGGUUCAAUAUUUAUUCUGACCUUUCUGAAGGAAUGAAAUAUAAGGGAAACGUUCAAGCUCCUAUUUGCACUUGUGGUGCACAUGUGAUUACAUCAAGGACUCGAAUUUCCGAAAUGAAUUCAGCCGAAAGAUGGAAGGUUUUGAGAUCAAUGUCGCCUCCAAAGGGAGGAGUGUGCCUGUUCUUGGGAGAUUUUUCUUUAGUGCCUUUGGCUAUUGCAAAGCAGUCUGCUAAGAAGGUGUAUUGCAUUGAAGAAAAUCCGACUGCUCUAAAAAUAUGGUCUAAAAUUAUUGAAUACAAUCAGUUGACUGACCAAAUCAUUGUACUUUCAGAAUAUAAUAGAGAUCUGAUUUCUGAAAAGAUUGAUUAUGUUUUGAGUGAACCAUAUUUCAGAAAAUCGAUUUAUCCAUGGGAUAACAUGAGAUGCGCUUUUGCCUGGGAAAGCUUGGCCCCAGAUGCUAACUUGUACUUUCCUCAUUGCCUUAGAAUAGUAACUGUGGCCAUGAGUUUUAAUGAUUUACAUAAGAUAAAGGUUCCUCUUGGUAAUGUAGAAGCUUUUGAUCUCACUUCUUUUGACCAUUUAAUAAAGGGUUCAAGUGAAAAGUCGGAAAGUGAUGUCGAAACUCAGCCACUUUGGGAAUAUCCUGGAAUUGCACUGUCUGGUCCUGCUGUGAUAUAUGAGCUUAUGCCUAAAGUAGGAAAUAUUGAUAAGAAAUUGUAUUCAGAUGGAUCUUUCAAUAUCAAGAGGUCUGGAGAAUGUCAUGGUCUUGCAAUUUGGGUAGAUUAUUUCGGUUCAGAUGUGGUUCUGAGUGGGGCUGGGCCCAAGGAGUACAUUGUCCCAGGAAAAACUGUCAGAUGGGAUCGUACUGCACGUCAGGGUGUUUACCUUUUUAGAACACCUUUAACUUUAGAAGAAGGUCAAGCCAUGGAGUUUUCAUUUGAACUAGCACCAUCCGAGGGCAAUAUUGAAUUUAGAUUUCAACCCAAGCCGUAUACCUGA
This is a messenger RNA of Nezara viridula (southern green stink bug), 2070 nucleotides long. Lineage: Eukaryota; Metazoa; Arthropoda; Insecta; Hemiptera; Pentatomidae. The record is from the annotation of a GenBank genome assembly.